AUGCAUCUCAACUUCAGGGGUCUGCGGGCCCUGGUGACAGGGGCAGGGAAAGGGAUCGGCCGGGACACCGUGAAGGCACUGCAUGCCUGUGGAGCCAGGGUGGUGGCUGUCACCAGGACCAACUCCGACCUGGUCAGCCUGGCCAAAGAGUGCCCCGGCAUCGAGCCCAUGUGCGUGGACCUGGGCGACUGGGAGGCCACUGAGCGGGCGCUGGGGGACGUGGGCCCCGUGGACUUGCUGGUGAACAACGCCGCUGUGGCUCUGGUACAGCCCUUCCUGGAGAUCACCAAGGAGGUCUUCGACAGAUCCUUCAAUGUGAACCUGCGUGCUGUCUUGCAGGUGUCCCAGAUCGUGGCCCGGGACAUGAUCAGCCGAGGUGUGCCGGGCUCCAUCGUCAAUGUCUCCAGUAUGGUGGCCCACGUCACCUUCCCCUGUCUGUCUGUCUAUAGCUCCACCAAGGGCGCCAUGACCAUGCUGACCAAGACCAUGGCCCUGGAGCUUGGACCGCACAAGAUCCGGGUGAACUCUGUGAACCCCACAGUGGUGCUGACUGCUAUGGGCCAGAAAGUCCUUGAAAACCCCGAGUUUGCCCAGAGUCUGAAGGAACGCCACCCCAUGAAGAAAUUCGCAGAGUCGGAGGACGUAGUCAACAGUAUCCUUUUCCUGCUCAGUGAUUGUAGCGCGUCCACUAGCGGUUCGGGCAUCAUGGUAGAUGCUGGGUACCUGGCCUCUUAG
Molecule: messenger RNA, 735 nt
Organism: Chrysochloris asiatica (Cape golden mole)
Lineage: Eukaryota; Metazoa; Chordata; Mammalia; Afrosoricida; Chrysochloridae
Product: carbonyl reductase [NADPH] 2-like
Exons: 8
Coding region: 1-735 (244 amino acids)
Biological process (GO): xylulose metabolic process; glucose metabolic process
Molecular function (GO): carbonyl reductase (NADPH) activity; L-xylulose reductase (NADPH) activity
Source: RefSeq, a predicted model, not a curated record